Triticum turgidum subsp. durum (durum wheat) is the source of this 372-nucleotide messenger RNA. Lineage: Eukaryota; Viridiplantae; Streptophyta; Magnoliopsida; Poales; Poaceae. The record is from the annotation of a GenBank genome assembly.
AUGGCAGAGCUGCAGAGAUCUUCCCAAACAUUUAGGAGGUCUGGUUCAUCUGGUCUGAUCUGGGAGGAGAGGCUUAUGCCUAAAGACCAGAACCAGAGGAAUCAAGGGGCAGCUGGGGAGGCAGAGGUCAACAGCUUAGAACUCAAGGAGCUAAGGCACUCUCGUAGCAACGGGUCCAGGGGAGGUGUGCAGCGUAGGUGCAGUGACGGUGCAGAGCGCGGUGGCAUGCCCAGCGACAUCAACCAGGCCUUUCGUACUCGGCAUGUUCCGCCAGCUCUUGAUCCACCUUCACCCAAGUUUGCUCGAUGCAUGUUCUGUGGAACUUUUAGGAAGGAAGGUCCCUCACAACCUUCCGAACCCAGAAGGUACUAG